GAGUGAAGGCAGCACCAUGUGCCAGAGAAAGAAAAAACAGUCGUCCCUCAUUCUGCCCUUCCAUCGGGCUCCAAAAUUCCUGCGGUUUAAUCCCUAUAUCAAGAAGGGGUACCGGGCAAACCUCUCCACGUUCGAGUGCUUCCGCAGUCUCCUGUGGUGGACAAAUGAGACGCUGAACAUAUGGUCUCACAUUGCCGGGUUUGUUGUGUUUUUCGGCUUAUUUCUUUAUGAUGUAAAUGUUGUGUACUACAAGUACCAAGCCACAGAGAAUGAUGCAGUAGUUGCUUCAUUUGUGCUGCUGUGUUUCAUGACUUGCAUGAUUCUCUCUUCCCUGUACCAUACACUAAACUGUCGUUCUGAAGAAUCUUGUCGGAAGUGGCUCUCCUAUGACAUUUUUGGGAUAUCUGCGUCAUUUUUUGCCAUCUUCCUCAGUGGGAUCUACUAUGGAUUUUGGUGCUCGGAGUUUAUACAUCUGCGUUACAUGUAUAUGGCCUUGGUAUGUGUCCUGUUUGCUGGAGCCAUGAUCUUCCUGCUCACUCCAAAGUUGAUGGGUCAGGAGUGGGAAUGGGCACGAGUGACACUGUUCACAGGCUGGGCCGUGUCGGGUCUGUUGCCCACAAUUCACUGGACAAUCCUGCAUGGGGGUGUCAGCACAGGGAUAGUCCAGGUUUUCUUACCUCGUAUCUUCAUGAUGUAUGCCAUCAGUGGGACAGCUGUAGUUGUCUAUAUGUGGAAAAUACCUGAAAGAUAUUUUCCAGGUCGCUUUGACUUCAUCGGGGCUUCGCACCAGCUGUGGCACCUCAUCAUAGUCGCUGCCCUGGUCUAUUGGCACCAGACGGGUUUGGAGUAUGCCUACUACAGAAUGGUCUUUGGUUGUAAUGGCAUUUCUGCAAAGGACUAACAGCAUUCAUCUUUUCUCACCUGUGAUAUUUGGUUACUUAAGAGAAAGGCAAGAGUCUUUAUUAAAUAAGGAUUUUGUUAACACUGUUGCCGUUAUUGUUGUUGUGUGUAUUGGUUGUUAUGUUCUUUGUGUUUUAGUUGUAACUAUAAUGCAGAAUUUUUAUUUUCCCUUUUUGAAUUUAAUUUUUUCUCAUAGACAGAUGAAUGCUGUCUUGAAAGGGUUGCAUAGUACAGUAAAAUAAGGAAAGCACUUUUAUAUGCCUCACUGUUCUACCUAUUCUGUUAUUUAUAGCUGGCGAAGAACAAGCUUAGAAUCUAAAGUUAAGUGUAGGAAAACUUUUUUUUUUUUUUUCCUCUUAUCAAAACACUAUCCUUUUGAUGAAAUGGCAGAAAGACCCUCCAUGCAUAGAAUCAUUAUGGAAAGGAUAAGUGUGGUGUCGGUAACAGAUGAACUAUAGGCUUUGAGAGGCAGCUGGAUAUAAAUGAUAUUAAUUAUUUUUAUAUCUCUUUCUCAUGAAAAAAAGGUCAGCAGAUUAUGGGUGGGGGGAUUUCUCUCUUCUACUGUGGGCAUGAAUAGAAGUGUUACAUAUUUUUAGAAGAAAUAAUGAUGAUGAUAAUCAAAUGUUCAGAGUCUUCCAAGUUUUUGCUACCUCAAGAGAGUCCAGGUAUUGGCCUACGAUAUCAUCCUGAUCGUGCAAUAAUAUUUCGUAUAGAUGUUUUUGAAUGUCAAAGUACAGAGUUUCUUCAAGGGAAGCCAAGGUGAAUAUGUGACUUUCUCAAAGAUAAAAAGCUGAAAGAAAAACAAAGUAAGAUACAGUGAGAAUAUGUGUAUAAAUAGAUGUCAUAUCAUUUUUGUACGUUGUGAAUAAAAAUAUUUCUGAACUAUUACUACUCUGUGAUAUCAAGCUCUCUUUGAUUGAAAAAUAUACUGACUGCGCUGGGAGGUGUAGAAAAAAAUGGAGGGAACUUGUGAAAACUUAAUGGCAAUAAGAAAACUCAAGUAAGGUGCUUUAUCAUAACUGAUUUCUUUAACCCUUUACUUUGUAAGUAUGAGUCUGUCAGUUAAGGUGUUUUUUCCACAUUAUCCUUUAAGGUAAAAGGCAUUAAUGAUAAAACUUUCUACGGAAGUCAGUCAACUUCAUUUAUUAGAGUGAGAAAUUCUAGGUUUGAGUAUUUGUUUUGUUAAUAUAAAGUGAGAUAAACUUGUUUUUAUUAGAAAUAAUGAUCCCAGAUUGUUGGCUGGAGGAGACGAGUGUGCCUGGAAUGGUGGUUUCCUAGUACUUUUAAAAAAGAGAGAAAAACAGCAUUUUAAAUUAGAAAUAUAUUAUAUAUUUAUUUAUUUUUCUCAUCUCUAACCCAUACUUGGUUAGGUAGACAUUCACGGAAAGCCUGUCAUCCCUGUCUGUGGGGAUCUAUCAUACUAGAGCUUUUUGCUGUCUAUUUAUUGUGUGAAGCACCCAGUACAGUCAAGGUUUUCUGGCUUGAUAAAGACCUGGGGAAUUGUCCUGCUUUUAUUUCUGAUUUUGCCUAACCAUUAAAAUGCCAAUCAUAGAUUUUAUGACCAGAUGCCUUCCUGCUUCCUACCUUUUAGCUUGGGACUGGCACCUCAGGAAUCUUGCUUGACUGCUCCAGUGCCUAGUUUGCUUAUCUGAUUAAAAAGUGUUUCAUAUGAUGAAUCGGUACUUGAGUAUUUAAAAUACAUUUUUAUGCUGCCAUACUUCUCUGGCUCAAGGACACAGUUUCUGGCCUUUCCAAUUCAUUUGUCUGCCCAUCAAUUUGUUUAUCAGACAUGUUUCUCAUAUGCUGAUGUGGCACAAGUAUUAUACUGGAUGCACUGGUUACCACAACUUUCCCUGUUUUAUGCAGGCUUGGAACUUGUGCUAAAAUGGGUCUCAUUGAUUUGCCAUACACAAAUUUAAUGGCCCUUAAAUGUCUGUGGUCUUAAACUGUAGUGAAACAUUUGUUUAUAUUCAGCAUUUUACUAACCAGUGAUUAUUUAUACAUUGUUCAUCCUGAUGUCAAUAUCUUUUUUUGAAUACUGAAGCCUGAUUUUCUUUAAAAUCAUUACGAAUGUAGUUGGCAGAUUCAUAUGUUCAUUAGGUAAAGGGUUAGGGCAAUUAUAUGUAGGUGAUAAGUUUUGAGUAAUAGCUCUAGAAUAUUCAGGUAUCUCAGUUUUGUAGGUAGUCAUUAUGUUCUUCUGGGCAAAAAGUUUACAAGUACAAGUAUCAUUAAUUUAAUUUUCAUAUCUGUGUGUUUGGCUUUAUGUUUCUUUUUACUAGUUUUUUGUUAUUCUCUGUGGCAUGCAAACUUAUUUCAUUACCAAAGAGGCAUUAUGCUUUAAAAUCCAGACAAGCUGUGAUCCAAUGUAUAAUGUUAAUGAGAGACUACAAUGUAUAUUUUUUGCCCUUUGUGUUUCUGUGCAGCUGUUACUUAAAAUAUGUCUUGAUAUGGUUGUUCACUGUAAAGUGGUUUGAAAUGAUAGAUUUCCUUUAAGUAUUUUCAUUUUACAGUAAUAGGUCAAGGAAAAAUGCCAUCACUUUAAUGAACAUUGCUUAUUCUUGGGAAUCUUAUUUAUCUUAUCUUUUAAUGUUUGGGGGAUAUUAAAAGCAUUUAUUUAUUAAUCAAAAGUAUGUACUUAUUUACUGUAGAACACUUGUAUUUAUCACAUCAUUGCAUGAAGAAUGAUUUAUUUACUAUUUUUAUUGUAUUAGUUUUUUUACAACCUUAAACAUUUUCAUAUGAGUCAUUUUUAUUUGUUUUCCAUUUUCAUUUAUUUUGUAUAUUCUAAUUAUUAUAACACUUUUGAUUGAAGAUUGUUGGUAUUAAAAAAAAUAUUUUACAAUAGUAUUUUUCUCCCAUUGGUAUAAGCUGUUUAAUAGGAUUUUUUUAUCCCCCACUAAAUCUGCACAUGAGUAACUUAUUAAUACAUAAAAUUAAGCAUGUUUGUACUUAAGGCUACUUAUAAGUGAUUUAUUACCCUGUGGAUUACUUGGUAAUUGUAUCUGAAUCUUGAAAGCCAGAAAAAAGCUUUAUUCUGUGAAUGUACCUAUUAAGUUUAUUGUAAAAAAUGUCAAAAAAAGGUAUGAAUGAAAAGGAGUUUCAUAAUGCAUGAUGUUAACAUUUCGAGUUUUGCAAUUAUUUUUAUUUUCAUUCCUACCUUUUUCAUGAUUCUCAAGGGAGGGUUUUAAUUUUUACAGGAGAUUUUUGUUGGAAAAAGGAGGAUAGGAUGCAUUUGAUAUUUAUCAAUUAUCUGCAUAAUGUUACAGUAGGUACAGACUGAAUCUGAUCUAUCAAAUAUUGCCUUUUGUUUGAAGUACAGAGAAAGGUUAUUAAAACAUGUACUUGGCCUCUAUUCAAAGUGGAUUUCAAAUUAGAUUGCAGGUAUUGGUAACUUUUAUUCAUUUACUGUGUUUUGUAAGAGAGGGGGAGAGGAAGAGGGUGAUAUAUUUAAUACAUUAUGACAUUUGAUACAAAUCAGUUUCUCCAUUUAGGACCAGACAAUCAGAGUAAGUUCUAUUUGUGACCAGCAGUCACUUUGCCAUCUACACACACCCUUUCACAAAACAUACUUUAUUUUAUACAAUAGUAUCUAACAGAUGUAAUCAUAACUUAAAAUAAACCAGACAUAUUA
Messenger RNA from Penaeus indicus, 4531 nucleotides. RefSeq names its product progestin and adipoQ receptor family member 3-like. Lineage: Eukaryota; Metazoa; Arthropoda; Malacostraca; Decapoda; Penaeidae. The transcript has 7 exons. The record is from RefSeq and is a predicted model, not a curated record. Gene Ontology annotation, cellular component: membrane. Gene Ontology annotation, molecular function: signaling receptor activity. Bases 17 to 901 code for a protein of 294 amino acids.